Phytophthora nicotianae INRA-310 is the source of this 261-nucleotide messenger RNA. RefSeq lists its product as hypothetical. The transcript has a single exon. NCBI's taxonomy places the organism in Eukaryota, Oomycota, Peronosporomycetes, Peronosporales, Peronosporaceae. The coding region runs from base 1 to 261 and encodes 86 amino acids. The record is from RefSeq and is a predicted model, not a curated record.
AUGUCCACGCUGCUCGUCGUCUUGAUGCCGCUACGGCUUUGUCAACUGACCAUGAAUCCAAUCGCACUGGGCUCACAUUCAACACGAGUUCGAAUGAACUUUUCACGGGUGAACCGGCAUGCCUGCUGGAACCCGAAGUCACUGAGGGCCCAUACUACGUCGCUGGAGAGCUCAUCCGUUCGGAUAUUCGCGAGAACCAACCGGGCAUCGAUCUGUACAUGGACUUACAGUUCAUCGACGUCAACACCUGCUCACCCGUGA